GAGCCGAUCACAGGCCGCUACUGCUCAGCUCUCCCUUUUCAUCUCUUAUCUAUAUAUGUUUAUUCAUUUGUUUCUUCUCUCCAACGGCAAUGGCUACUAUCUCCUCCCCUCUGCUUGUCUUUCAUCACCGUCCAUCCGACUUCUCUUCUCCACAAUCACUCAAUCUACACCGUCCAUUCCCAGUUCAGUUGAAGCCACUUCCACGGCAUUCUUUCAUCUGCAACUCCUGGGUCGGACCCAAACCAGCAGGGCCCUCUACCGCCGAUGUAAACUCCGCCACGCCGACGGUAACAGUCGACGCCGCCGUAUCGACAGACUCCACAUCAUUCGUGAUCCGCGCUCGUAACAAGAUCGGCCUGCUCCAAGUCAUCACCAGGGUUUUCAAGGUCCUUGGCCUCCACAUUGACAAGGCUACCGUGGAAUUCGAAGGCGAUUUCUUUACCCAGAAGUUCUUCGUCACUGAUUCUCAUGGGAGGAAGAUUGAGGAUCAGGAAAAUUUGGACCGUAUCACGAAGGCGCUGUUGGAGGCGAUCGACGGUGGCGGUGGAUGGGGCACGGAGACGUCGGUGGGGCCGAGUACAAGAGGCAUUGUGGUGAGAAGAGCUGGAUUAGGGCCGAAGCCGCAGGCGGAGAGAAUGUUUGCCUUGAUGGAUAGGUUUCUGUCGAAUGAUCCAGUCAGUCUUCAAAAGGAUAUUUUGGAUCACGUUGAGUACACAGUGGCCAGGUCGCGAUUUAGUUUUGAUGAUUUUGAGGCCUAUCAGGCAUUAGCACAUAGUGUAAGAGAUCGAUUGAUCGAGCGUUGGCAUGAUACUCAACAGUAUUUCAAGAGGAAAGACCCAAAGCGUCUAUACUUCCUGUCUCUCGAGUUUCUUAUGGGCCGUUCCUUGUCAAAUAGUGUUAUAAACCUUGGAAUCCGGGACCAGUGUGCAGAUGCUUUAAGCCAGCUUGGGUUUGAAUAUGAAGUUUUGGCAGAGCAGGAAGGGGAUGCUGCUCUUGGUAAUGGUGGUCUAGCUCGCCUUUCAGCAUGUCAAAUGGAUUCCUUAGCAACACUAGACUAUCCAGCAUGGGGUUAUGGACUACGCUACCAGUAUGGGUUGUUCCGUCAGGUCAUACUGGAUGGAUUUCAACAUGAACAGCCUGAUUAUUGGUUAAAUUUUGGAAACCCAUGGGAGAUAGAGCGGGUUCAUGUAUCAUAUCCAGUGAAGUUCUAUGGGACUGUUGAAGAGGAAACUUUGAAUGGAAAAAGUUGUAAAGUUUGGUUACCUGGAGAAACGGUCGAAGCUGUAGCUUAUGAUAAUCCAAUACCUGGUUACGGAACAAGGAAUACAAUUAAUCUCCGCCUUUGGGCUGCUAAGCCAGAUGGUCAAUAUGAUAUGGAAUCAUAUAAUACUGGAGAUUAUAUCAAUGCUGUUGUUAAUAGACAAAGAGCUGAAACUAUAAGCUGUGUUUUGUACCCUGAUGACCGUUCUUAUCAGGGAAAGGAACUGAGGUUGAAACAACACUAUUUCUUUGUCUCAGCAUCCUUACAAGACAUCAUUCGAAGGUUCAAAGAUGGUCACAAUAACUUUGAUGAUUUCCCAGAGAAGGUUGCACUGCAGUUGAAUGAUACUCACCCAUCUCUUGCAGUAGUUGAGGUCAUGAGAGUGCUUGUUGAUGAAGAACAUUUAGGUUGGGACCAGGCAUGGAACAUUGUAUGCAGAAUUUUCUCAUUUACAACUCACACAGUAUUACCUGAAGCGCUAGAGAAAAUCCCUGUUGAUCUCCUAGGCAGUCUUCUCCCACGCCACUUACAAAUUAUAUAUGACAUAAACUUUAAUUUCAUGGAGGAGUUGAAGAAGAGAAUUGGUCUAGACUUCAACCGGUUGUCUCAGAUGUCAAUUGUGGAGGAAGGUGCUGUAAAGAGCAUUCGAAUGGCAAACCUGUCAAUUGUUUGUUCUCAUACUGUGAAUGGUGUUUCCAGGAUGCAUUCAGAGUUAUUAAAAACACGAGUUUUCAAGGAUUUUUAUGAACUGUGGCCACACAAAUUCCAGUAUAAGACAAAUGGGGUAACUCAGCGUCGCUGGAUUGUGGUGAGCAAUCCUAGUUUAUGUGCUCUUAUCUCAAAAUGGCUUGGAACAGAAGCUUGGAUCCGUGACAUUGACCUCUUAAUCGGGUUGCAAGAAUUUGCAGCAGAUGCUGAUCUACAUCAAGAAUGGAAGAUGGUCAGAAAGGUUAAUAAAAUGAGGCUCGCAGAAUACAUUGAAGCAAUGAGUGGUGUGAAGGUCAGUUUGGAUGCAAUGUUUGAUGUGCAAAUAAAGCGAAUACACGAGUACAAAAGACAAUUGCUUAAUAUACUCAGCAUUAUCCAUCGAUACGACUGCAUAAAGAAUAUGGAGAAGACUCAGAGAAGGAAAGUUGUACCUCGUGUCUGCAUAGUUGGAGGGAAAGCUGCUCCUGGUUAUGAAGUUGCUAAGAAGAUUAUCAAACUUUGUCAUGCUGUAGCAGAGAAAAUUAAUAAUGAUGCUGACGUUGGAGAUCUUCUCAAAUUGAUAUUUGUCCCUGAUUAUAAUGUUUCUGUUGCUGAAUUGGUAAUACCAGGGGCUGACCUUUCACAGCACAUAAGCACUGCUGGACAUGAGGCAUCAGGAACUGGCUGCAUGAAGUUUUUGAUGAAUGGUUGUUUACUUUUAGCUACAGCAGAUGGAUCUACAGUUGAAAUUAUUGAAGAAAUAGGAGAAGAAAACAUGUUUUUAUUUGGAGCAAAAGUGCAUGAAGUUCCGGCAUUGCGUGAGAAAAGUUCUGAUCAUAAAGCACCUCUUCAAUUUUCACACGUAGUAAGGAUGGUUCGAGAUGGCCAUUUUGGCUUUAAAGACUACUUCAAAUCAUUAUGUGAUGGUGUAGAGGGUGAUAGUGACUUCUAUCUUCUGGGUUCUGAUUUUGCUAGCUAUCUAGAGGCUCAGGCUGCUGCUGAUAAAGCAUUUGUUGAUCAAGAAAAGUGGACUCAGAUGAGCAUACUUAGCACUGCUGGUUCUGGGAGAUUCAGCAGCGAUAGAACAAUUGAAGAUUAUGCAGAGACAACUUGGGGAAUUGAACCAUGCAAAUGCCCCUCCUAAUAAUUCAUUCCACAUAUAAGAAACAAGGAAAUAGAGGAAUCCACAGACACCUAAAUAUUCAGAGAUCUCAGCCAUUCUGGCAGUGGGCUACAAAUCAUUUGCCUCUCUGCCUUUGAAGUGAGAACACUGGGUGGCUUACAGGGUUUUGCCUCUUAUCACCAAAGAGGCUAGGCAACUCCCGCUACUGUAUAUUUAUUAGUACUGUUGUUUUUACCUUUAAUUCCAAAAAUGUUUAAUCCCUAAUGUUCUAGCUUAUGCUUAUUAAACUGGUCUGUAGUUCUUAAAUUGUCUGACUUUAUACACAUAGUAAUAUAGUGCCCCAUGAUUAACUUUCCUGGAUU
Molecule: messenger RNA, 3433 nt
Organism: Vitis vinifera (wine grape)
Lineage: Eukaryota; Viridiplantae; Streptophyta; Magnoliopsida; Vitales; Vitaceae
Exons: 22
Coding region: 90-3092 (1000 amino acids)
Biological process (GO): glycogen catabolic process
Cellular component (GO): cytoplasm
Molecular function (GO): pyridoxal phosphate binding; glycogen phosphorylase activity
Source: RefSeq, a predicted model, not a curated record